GGUGAGCAGCAUCAGCAGAAGCAGCAGUGUUUGGGAGGAACUUGGUGGAGGCGGUCCCCCGCUCCGACGCUAGGAGCUGUCCGCGGUGCUGAAGCCUCGGCUCUCCCUCCCUCCUCACGCGGGCAGGAGUCCGCUCAGCGCGCGGCCGAAUUCAACACAGACCUCCGCCUUUUCACCUCUCCGCUCCGCUCCGCUCCGAGAGGAACCAUCCGAGGCGCAAAACCCGACGGUUUCAACUCCUCCCGCCGCCUUGCUCGCUUGCUCACUGGGAAUAAUCCUAAUAUCAUUUUCAACACGCGGACGUUCUGCUCUUUUUUUUCUUUCUUUCUUCUUCUUGUUUUCUUUUUUUUUUCCUAUCGCGAAGAGCGAAAACCUCGACUUUCCAGCCGACAUGUGUGCGAGACAAUACCGGCAAUAUACGACUCUCGUCGCGGCUCUAGCUCUGGCUGCUGUCGUCCCCGAAAUACGCGGACAAGGUCCAAGGGAAAUGCACAGCAUCAGUAAGAAGGCCCUAGACCAAGACAGAGACCUUUUCACACACAUCCCAACACAUGACUCGGAAAGUGAAGCCCAUUCUGUCACCACUGUCUCACCGAUGAACAUGCCCAACCACCAGCCCAUCCUAAAGGGCCUKCUCCUCCACGAGCAUCUUCUUACAAGGGACUUCCAGGGUGACCAACAUUUCUUUUGGAAAGAUGGCUCUGUAGCUGCGCAUCCCACCAUGCCAGGCUCUGUGGCUGUUCCAAAUGCAGGAGAUGCUGUUACACAAAUUGUGCCCCAUGAGGAUGCCCCAGCCUUCUCAGACAUUGCCACGACCGCCACGGCAGCUGCCACCUCCCAGCUGACCAUGUUUUCUCCCACAACACCUGCACCACCUGUCUCUGUUCCUCAGAAGAAGUCAACCAAAGAGAAGGCCAAGGUGUCUGACAGAGUGGAGCCAACAACAGACUCCCUCACUACUCAAGUGAUGCCAUAUAGUAGAGGCAAUCCAGUGGCUUCCUUUUCCUCACAAGGCAGGGGUUUACCUAUGGAUGCCACUUUUGUACCCAUCUCAGCAAUGAUGGAAAAACGACAAGCAAAGGAAACCACAGUGAAAAACAAAAGCAGCUCUGAUCAUCUACUCUCYAAGUCUCCUUCAUCCUCUCAGGAAGAAGGUACCAGUACAGAAUCAACAACUGUCAUCAUGGCUACCACCAUGCAAACGACAGAGCCAUGUGGAAUGAAUUUCACUGAGUCGGAAGGUAACAUUGAAAUCCUACAACCACUUGACUCUGGUGUGGAGUGCAGCUACUUGAUUACUGUCUACCUGGGGUAUGGCAUUGAGGUUCAGGUGCUGAAUGUCAGUUUGAUGGAAGGGGAGCAGGUGACGGUGGAGGACACAGGUGGUCAAGAACCUCUCAUCCUGGCCAACGAGUCCGUCUUGAUGAGGGGCCUUGUUCUGCGCAGCUGGAGCAACCAGAUCUCGAUCCGCUUUCGGAGCAAUCAGCGAGUGAAUUCAGCAUUCCUCCUCCUGCUGCAUUAUCAAGCUUUUGUGCUCAGCUGUGCGUUUCCCAAAGAGCCGGCUGGCGGAGAAGUUUCUGUAACACAUCUUCAUGCUGGCGGAGAAGCCUUCUUCAGAUGUUUCACUGGGUACAAGCUGCAAGGUCCUAAAAUGCUCACGUGUCGCAAUGCAACCACGCCUUACUGGAGCGGGAAAGAGCCCAGAUGUGUCGCGUCCUGUGGAGGGAUGAUAAAAAAUGCCACAACCGGUCGUAUUGUCUCUCCUGGUUUCCCCGGCAAUUACAGCAACAAUCUGACGUGCCACUGGGUGCUGGAAGCCCCCGAAGGCCACCGACUUCACAUUCACUUUGAGAAGGUUGCUUUGGCGGAAGAUGAUGACAGAUUGUUGAUAAAAAAUGGCAACAACAUAGACUCUCCUCCUGUGUAUGACUCCUACGAGGUUGAAUACCUYCCAAACGAAGGUGUGCUCAGUACCGGGCGAUAUCUGUUCGUAGAGUUCACCACGGACGGGACGAUGACCUCCACUGGUGCAGCCAUCAGAUACGAAGCCUUUGCAAAAGGAGUGUGCUAUGAACCCUUUGUGAAAUACGGCAACUUCAGCAGCAGUGACUCCACCUAUAGUAUGGGUGCAGUGGUUGAAUUCUCGUGUGACCCGGGCUACACACUGGAGCAAGGCUCUGUAGUGAUUGAAUGCGUAGAUUCACAAAAUCCACAGUGGAAUGAGACAGAGCCAGCCUGUAGAGCUGUGUGCAGCGGAGAGAUCACCGACUCUGCCGGUGUGGUGCUGUCUCCUAAUUGGCCCGAGGCCUAUGACAAGGGGCAGGACUGCAUCUGGGGCAUCCAUGUGGAAGAGGACAAAAGGAUCAUGCUUGACAUCCAAGUGCUCAACCUGGGUAAGAAUGACCAGCUGACGUUCUACGAUGGCGAUGACCUGACAGCCAACAUCCUGGGUCAGUACAGCGGCACACGGCCCCARUUCAAGCUCUACACCUCCAUGGCUGAUGUCACCAUCCAGUUCCAGUCAGACCCUGCCACCAACAUCUACGGCUACAACAAUGGAUUUGUGGUUCAUUUCUUUGAGGUGCCAAGGAACGACACUUGUCCAGAACUGCCAGAGAUUUCCAAUGGGUGGAAGAGCACGUCCCACCCAGACCUGAUCCACGGCACAGUCGUCACGUACCAGUGCUACCCUGGCUUCACACUGGUGGGCUCRGAGAUCCUCAUGUGCCAGUGGGACCUCACUUGGAGCGGCGAUGUGCCAAAAUGUGAUGAAGUUCUGACAUGUCGAGAUCCUGGAAAUGUGGAGCACAGUCGCAAAGUGAUCACCGGCAGCCGUUUUGCCGUUGGGUCGACUGUCCAGUUCACCUGUAACAAAGGUUACAUCCUGUCUGGCUCCAGCACCCUCACCUGCUACAACCGAGACUCCGCUGUGCCCAAAUGGAGCGACAGGCUGCCUAAGUGUGUCCCUGAAAAGUACGAGCCGUGCAGAAACCCCGGAGCCGCCUCCACAAGCAUACAGAGCUCCGAAAAGGCCUUUUACCAAGCAGGAGAAACUUUAACUUUCUCCUGUCACUCUGGUUACGAGCUGCAGGGCGGGGCCACRAUCUACUGUGUCCCUGGACACCCGUCGCAGUGGAACAGCACCCCUCCUGCCUGCAGAGCAUCCUCAGCGCAGUACGUGAAUGAACGAAGGCUUGAUGUUGUUAAUAUGGAUUAUAGCAUGGAGGGAACCAAUAUUACUCUCGCAGUUUUUAUUCCAACCGCCAUCGUCCUGGUGGUUGUUUUGGGGAUUUACGUCUACUUUGCAAAACUUCAAGGGAAGUCUAUCCGCAUGCCGACACCUUCYCCCCCGUACGACAACAUGACAGAGGAGUCAGCGUUUGACAACCCCGUCUACGAGAGCGGACAUUGGCAGACUCGUUGUAGAUACUAAACCCUGUCAGUAUUUCUACUUUGGCUUUACUGCAAAACUACUAAAAGGACAAAUUGAUAAAGACAAAGAGGUGUCCAUUUAAAGACCUUAAAGCAAGAACUGUUCAAGCUUUGCCUUUUGGGACCCUCUCUGCACUGCUCAUGUUUAUCUCCAACUUUUUUUAUUCUUUUAAUUUUCCAGUUAAAUUUCUGUUUCAUGCCCCCUUUUGUUUGUAUUCAUGUAAAUAAGUCUUAUUUUUUUCUGUUUUUGCAGUCAGAUCUGUGAAUCUGUGUUACACCAUGGUGAUAUUUUUAUACAGAAAGUUGUUGACGACCAUUGGUGACUAUGUUUUUGAGUACUUCUUGGUGGCCUAAGCAAGUAAUAUUUAGAAAAGACUGCAAGGAUUUUAGAAGGAUUUACAGAUUGCUGAGAUCACUUGAUUAAACUCCCCCAUCAUUCAACAGUCUUUGCAAACUUUGCCAUUAUUUCUUUGUCUUUGUGAGUGUGUGCGUGCGGGGAUGAAAUAUUGAGCUAAUUGUAAAUAAACUGCCUGUCUAAUAAGAGUGCCUCACGACUGACUAUAAACCUGAGAAAAUGACGCGCAGAUGUUUGUAAAACCCACAUAUUCAGUGAUCAGUUUAUAAAUGUCUUGGCUUUCCUGGGACUCAUCUCCUUUGUGCAUUUUUACUCUUAACACAGUUUUCUUUCAGCAUCACAGCUGUUGCAGCAACACCCAGGAAAUCCAUUCCCCUUCAUUCCCUGAAUAAUAUAAUAAAAUAAACUGUUGUUUUA
Molecule: messenger RNA, 4204 nt
Organism: Austrofundulus limnaeus
Lineage: Eukaryota; Metazoa; Chordata; Actinopteri; Cyprinodontiformes; Rivulidae
Product: seizure protein 6 homolog
Exons: 18
Coding region: 392-3433 (1013 amino acids)
Biological process (GO): synapse maturation; regulation of protein kinase C signaling; regulation of dendrite development
Cellular component (GO): dendritic spine; neuronal cell body; dendritic shaft
Source: RefSeq, a predicted model, not a curated record